AUGGCCGUGACAUUACCAAGUAGUCUUGUAUCGCUAAUUCCAAACUACAGUGACUGCGUUGUUAAUUGCACAUCACCCGUUUAUAGAGAGUUGUCUUCACAAAUCCACAUAGCUUUAAUUCCACUCAUCAAGACUUCCGCAAUCCUACACACCCCAUACCAAUCAUCAUCCACUCACGCAUUCAAACAGUUUAAAAAAAGCUCGAAGACACUUGUGGUGCAGGUUGGAGGAAUUGUCGCGAAGCAAGACGACGUGUUUGUUUACCCCCUCGAUGUACCCUCCGUCAAACCAGUUGUUAUAGAAAAAAGAACUAUAACAAUUGUCGAACCGUCACUUCUCUCGAAAUUUUCUUUUAUGAAGAACAUUAACACUGAGUAUCUCGUAACGGACUUUGAAGAAGCUUUUAAUGUCAGAGAAAAAGCAAUGAAAGACGAAAUCACUGAGGUCGUCAUUCUUAAAGCAACAGAAUAUUUCGAUACAACCUAUUUCAAACUCUUCUUCUGCCCUCUUCACACCACCGAAAUUCAUGUUGUCACCGGAGAGAAAAUUGAAACGAUUAAUGAGACGAUGAGAUACGUCAUGAAUAGGUAUUCGUUCUUUGAUAGAAUUAGACAAGCCAAUACGUUCAUGUUGCUUUUGUUAGACCCAGACUGGUACAACUCAGAGUGCUUCCAAAUGCUCCGUAAAUUCAUUCAGAGAGAGCACAAUGUUGUCACCGUUUUUAUGGGAAGGCCAGAUAACAAACUAUUGAACUAUGAGGGACAAGUCGAUAUGGUCAUCGCGUUGGGAGCAGACACUACUGACCUCAAGAUGGAAGGAGACAUUCCUGUCAUAACACCCUUCGAAGCUAUAUUUGCCCUCGAAUUGUCAGACACAAUGGAAUGGACUGGAGAAUAUCCUAUCGGUCUCAAACGCACUGAAAAGUACAUUAAGAUGCUCUCACAAUAA
Molecule: messenger RNA, 948 nt
Organism: Entamoeba invadens IP1
Lineage: Eukaryota; Evosea; Mastigamoebida; Endamoebidae
Exons: 2
Coding region: 1-948 (315 amino acids)
Source: RefSeq, a predicted model, not a curated record